Arabis nemorensis is the source of this 636-nucleotide messenger RNA. NCBI's taxonomy places the organism in Eukaryota, Viridiplantae, Streptophyta, Magnoliopsida, Brassicales, Brassicaceae. The record is from the annotation of a GenBank genome assembly.
AUGUGUUGCUGUUUUGUCGUUCUCCGUAACGGCGUUAAUCGAUUAACGAUUCGUUUAUGGUGGAGACGAGAUCUCUUGCUUCGUCGCUCGUUUCACCAUUUCGAUUUUGCUUCUGCUAACGUCUUAGACGGUGACAUUGGAAUUUCAUCUACAACAGAUCAGAAGCUUACGACUCAACAUGGACCGUAUUCGACACCAACUAAGAAGCUGAAGUCUGGACCUGGAACUUCUGCUACACCCAAUCAGAAGCUGAAGAGUUCCAGUUACUUUGAGCAAGCUUUAAAGCCUUAUCCCAGUCACAUUGUACCUUCGUCUACACCAGCUCACAAGCUUAAGUCUGGACCUGGAACUUCUGCUACACCCAAUCAAAAGCUUAAGAGUUCCAGUUACUUUGAGCAAGCUURAAAGCCUUAUCCCAGUCACAUUGUACCUUCUUCUACAGCUCAGAAGCUUAAGUCUGGACCUGGAAAUUCUGCUCCACCAAAUCAGAAGCUUAAGAGUUCUUCUACACCAGAGCAGAAUCCUGGUCAGAACUUUUUGCGCAAUGUCCGUGAAGGAGAGGCUUCAAAAGUCAGCCGUGAGACAAUGAGAAAAGAAUCGUGGGUAGGAUCCAGGUGCCAUGACUUUGACGGAUGA